GGCAUUCACUAAACUCGACACUUUACCAACAAUUAGCAAACCAAACCACUUCAUCAAGCUCCUCUCCGUUGAUCAACCCCUAGCCACUGCGGUCGCCUCCCAAGAAGAAGCCUCCGUCAUCGUCUUCGGAGCCCCGGAACCGACCUGACCCACUGGUAUUCUCAAGGUCUCGCCGGCGCUCUGGCAGUUCCUCGGCCUCUCGCACCGACGCCGUCAAGAAGAUCUGGGAGUACAUCAAGCUCUCUCACCAUACGACUGAAGGUUUCUGGAAUGAAGCAUAAUAAGCUUCUGGAAGCAUCAAAUACAAGUGUAUUUAUGCACACAGUAGAAUAGGCAUGGAAGCAAAGUUUACCAGCGAGAAAGGGCAACGAGACAUGGUCCACAUGGACAAUGCUGUUGCAAUCGUGAGAUCGUUAAGAGAUCUACCGCCAGCUGACUACACCCUUAAAUUAUCAUCCUUCUCUUUAUUCCUCAACGAUUUGAUUGGAAAUUAUGAGUCCGGAGUAUUUGAAGCUGGUGGCUACAAAUGGAAAUUGUGUAUAUACCCGAAUGGGAAUAAGAAAAUGAAUGUGGAAGGUCACGUUUCUUGUUACUUGGCAAUUGCAGAUACUGAAACCCUUCCACCUGGCUGGGAGGUUAACGUCAACUUCAAGUUGUUUGCGUUCGAUCAAAUCCGAAAUAAAUACUUAGCCGUCCAAGAUGCUGAAGGAGAAAUUAGGCGAUUUCAUCGGAUGAAAACUGAAUGGGGCUUUGAUCAUUUUCUUCCCCUAGACACUAUUAAUGAUGCUUCCAAGGGAUAUUUGGUUGAUGGUUGCUGUGUAUUUGGAGCCGAGGUUUUUGUGCUAAAGCAUACUGGCAAAGGCGAGUCUGCUUCAAUGGUGAAGGACCCUGCAAAUAACAUUUUUACUUGGAGAAUCGAUAAAUUUUCAGCUAUAGAUCAGGAUGUCGUUUGUUCUGAAGAGUUUGUUGUUGGAGAACACAAAUGGGAGUUAGUACUGCUUCGGCCCCAAGGGCAUUCAUCUUCAAAAGGCAAAAGUCUAUCACUCUUUCUGCAGUUAGCAGACUGCACAACCCUUCCUUUUGAUAGGAGAGUAUAUGCAGACUGUAUGUUGCGCAUUAGGGAUGAGGUCCACGGUCAUCAUAUGGAGAGGGAAGUUGGCUCGUGGUUCUGUGCCUCUUCUGAUAACCGGGGUUAUCGUGAUUUCAUGGACUUGAGUGAGCUCAAGGACGCGUCGAAGGGCUUCAUGGUGAAUGAUGUGGUAUUUGUGGAAGCACAAAUCAAGCUCAUAUCCACUUUUAAGGAUUUCUGAAUUUGAAGUUGAAAACCCUACUCGUGUUUUGCAUUCUAAUUAAAUGGUUUCCAAUGUACGUACGUGCUGUUACAAAACAGGCACAAACUGGUUAUCUAUUGUAAUUUCCAUUUCAUCAGACAAGAGAAACACCAACAGAAGUUUACUUCAUUUGUUUCUUCAACGCACGUGUUGUUGUCGGUUGCUCCCACGAAAGAAACGGAACAAUUAUUAGCAAUUUGUCUCCAUAA
Rhododendron vialii is the source of this 1540-nucleotide messenger RNA. RefSeq lists its product as uncharacterized. The record is from RefSeq and is a predicted model, not a curated record. The coding region runs from base 336 to 1310 and encodes 324 amino acids. The transcript has 7 exons. Gene Ontology annotation, molecular function: protein binding. Lineage: Eukaryota; Viridiplantae; Streptophyta; Magnoliopsida; Ericales; Ericaceae.